Molecule: messenger RNA, 3054 nt
Organism: Durusdinium trenchii
Lineage: Eukaryota; Dinophyceae; Suessiales; Symbiodiniaceae
Source: the annotation of a GenBank genome assembly
UUGUUUUCCUGUUCGUUGACAAGAUACAGGAACGUUUAGUUCCCAACAGCCAGCUGACGCCAUGGCUUCUUCCCAUGAUCUCGACCUGUGGAAGUUUAUGAUCAACGGCAAUUGCUUCAGAAAACUUGUUGACACCACGGCCUCAGCCGUGCUGGUAGUUGGGCCGAUGGGCGCUGGCAAGAGCACCACCAUUGGGAUUCAAACUGGCGCCAAGUAUGAAGCUGUGAAAGAGGAGGCGAGCCGUAUCAAAGUAACAAUAUAUGGUUUCCCGCCCCCGGGGGUAAAGAGUAACAGACCUGAUGAGCAGCUGUAACGGCUGCAACUCGAGACUGAAGAGGCCUGUAGGAUCGUCGGGGUACUGUGAUCCCUGCUGGCUGACCGUCAGGAUAGAGAGGCUGGUAUUUACCCGGUGUCCAGCUCACACUGCGGUCGACCUCGUCGAGUACUUGAAGGGCGUCACAGCUACCCUGGAACGGGCUUGUGAAAAGUUCGAGGCUGAUCGAACUGCGGGGUUCGUUACAGAGGAGGGUGUGCCAAUACCUGGAGCUCGGGAGAAAAUCCUGGCAGAUCGAUCGGGGAAGGAUCCCUUCGAGAAAGGCAUUCACCAAGGUGAACGAGACAAAGGCGCAUCAUCGACAAAGAGAGCAUCGUCGGACUCCGUUGCGGUGAAGAAGGAAAAGGAGGUGGAUGGCAGGCUGAAGAAGGUUUACAGAUGUGUGCAAUCCGACAACCGCAGACCACAGACGGGGGACGGCUAUACCUCCAAAACGUUGAACAUUGGCUUGUAUGUGGCAGAAGAAAGGUAUGGAGGAUACAGCUACUUGGACACUGCUGGCCUGAACGAAGAUCGCACGGACACACAUCGCAUGUGGACACAGUGGAGUUUGGCAACAAGCUUCUCCCUCUUGCCCAAGAUCAAAUGUGUGAUUCUGGUCAUGGAUUUCAGAUCCUUGGUCUCGGAACGUGGAUUUGGUAUGCGUGCAACUGCGAAGUCACUUGCUCCCAUCACAGGGAGUGGAGAAGCUUCUCGGCACUUUUACGACUCCAUGAUCUUCCUUUUCACCAAUGCCUAUGAAGAUGGGGAGAGGGUCCAGGCUGAAAGCAUUAUUAAGAUUGCAAGAACGCAACUUUCAGAGCAGAAGAAGCUAUGGGAGCAGCAUUAUAGACAAGUUGAUGCUCAGAGUAGAGCUGAUGAUCCUCAGAUACAAGAGAGAGUGGCUAUUCUGACCUUUUUGAAAACUUUGGCAGAAGCAAACGGAAGAGUGCACGUGUGCUUUCCAGAUACACCGGCACAGUCUGAAAGCCAACGACUAAUGGUGCAGAAAAUGAUCGGGAAGUCUGCGGCCAUCACAAAAGAGAUGCUCACUGACAUCGUUGCUACACGACCCACCAGCAACUUAGAGGUGCUGCAGAUGUUUGCGAAGCUGGCCACGGAGCCCGACAGCCGACUGGGUGGCAAAAGCUACACAGAGAUGUUAAGACAAAGGGCUGACCAUUUGCAGCAACUUGUACGUCUGAAAGAGAAGCACAAAGAGAGGCUACAGGCGAUCGAGAGCGACUGGCAAUCAGUUCAACGUGACAUGCUAUCCACGCUGUGGAAAAACAGAGACGAGUUGUCGCAGCAAAAAAGGCUUGCCGAAGAAAGGAUGAACCAACUGAAGAUGUCAGAGGCUCCCACAGUGAUUGCUACCAAGGAAGUAAAGAAAUCCCACCCUACUUCAGGUUGGUGGAUAUUCUUCAUGUUUGGUGGAGGCUGGGGAUGGGGCAAGCAGUCUGCCCGCGAGACACUUGACUACAGAGAUGCAUGGUUCUCCAAAUAUGAAAUCAAAGGUGGGGACUACACAAAAGACAUUAAGGAACACGAUUCUGGCAAAGGUUUGCUGAAGAUCGAUUUCACAUCGACGGAAGGAGUGGACCUGAACGUGGAAGUGAGAUUCUUUCGGCCAGAGAAGGACACAGAAGAGACCACUCGACUCAUAGCAUCUUUGGAACGUCAAGUUCAAGAUCUAACCUCUCAAAUCCAGGACUGCGAUGUGAAGAUGGUGGCUUUCCAAGGCGCUGAUUCUCAGAAAGCUCUAGUUGCAUUGAUCAUGACAGAAAAAGACCAGCUGGAGCACGCAGACCAAGACUUGGUGGAGCAACUUGACCGAACAGCUGUACAGCCAAGCGAUGACUUCCCUCAAGCUCCGUCACAAUGGAGUGUGCUCACCAAUUUGAGAGGAGUUUUGUCCGUGUUGAUUGAAAAGCAAAUGUUGCCGGUGGAUUUGGCCGCGAGCACACGUGAGCCCAUCGAGAGCUUUUUGCAUGCUUGGGAUCAUGUGCAGAAGCUCUUGCGAGAACUGGAGAGAGGUCCUGGCAGCAGUGCAAUCUCGCUAAAAAGCAGCACGGUUUCAUCACACAUAGAGGAUGCCCCACCAGUCAAGCCAAGCUUGCGGGCGAUUGCUCGUCUCUCUUGGGCCCACUUCUGUGCAGAAUCUGCAAUCGACAAGGCACGCCUUGUGCUUGAGGGGCUGAUGCGCCAAAGGGUGGCUCUGGCUACCGCGCUUUUCACCUAUGCGGUGUUGCUGAAAGUUUCGCCGUCUGACACACUGCAGGGCGCUUUUGCGAACCUCCUUUUGGCUUUGUCAGUUUACAUCGUGGCCUUGAAAAUCUUGAGUGACGGCGUGCAUGAAGCAUCCAUGAUUGCGAUGUCUUGCAAACAUCAAGUCGACAGCUAUUUGAGCUGUUUGAGCUUAUGGUCAGGGGCGAAGCUGAGGGAUGCCGGUCAUGCAGGGAGUGACCUUGCCACAAGUAUUGCAGAAAGACUUGGCAAUGCUCUCAGCAACAUGAAACCUUUUGUGAAGAUUUGCUAAUUUUCCGCUUUUGGCUUAUUUUGGCUUGAUGGAAUGAUUGGGAUGUGUUUGUUUGCGAUCGGUUUGUUUGCGACAGUCAUUUAGCCUUGACUCCAGAAGCCAUGCCAGUUGUGCCUUGAGCAUGUACAGCUCACUACCAACGACGCUCGGCCUUGGCAUUGUGACUGACUCCUGCACGUUAAAAGAUCGACGUGUGCCUUCC